GGAAGCUCAGCCCUGCGCUCCUUGGCCACGGCUCGGCUUUGCUCUGGGUGUUGGGAUGUAGGGGAGGCAGUGGAGAUGCUUUGGGCGCCGCCGAGAGCACGAGAUGGACCCCAAAGGGAAGGGCAGCCCCACGGUGACAAUGACAGCGUUGGCACGCAGCCUGUCCCAAUUAAUGGAUUCUGACAUGGAUUAUGAGAGGCCAAACGUAGAAACUAUCAAGUGCGUCGUGGUCGGGGACAACGCGGUGGGCAAGACCCGGCUCAUCUGCGCCCGCGCCUGCAACGCCACGCUCACCCAGUACCAGCUCCUCGCCACCCACGUGCCCACGGUGUGGGCCAUCGACCAGUACCGUGUGUGCCAGGAGGUGCUGGAGCGCUCGCGGGAUGUGGUAGAUGAUGUCAGCGUGUCCCUGCGGCUCUGGGACACCUUUGGAGACCACCACAAAGACCGGCGCUUUGCGUAUGGCAGAUCCGACGUCGUGGUUUUGUGCUUCUCCAUCGCCAACCCCAACUCCCUGCACCAUGUGAAGACCAUGUGGUACCCGGAGAUCAAACACUUCUGUCCCCGCGCGCCCGUCAUCCUGGUGGGCUGCCAGCUGGACCUGCGCUACGCCGACCUGGAGGCCGUCAACCGGGCACGGCGUCCCUUGGCCAGGCCAAUCAAACCCAACGAGAUCCUUCCCCCGGAGAAGGGAAGGGAGGUGGCCAAAGAACUGGGGAUCCCCUAUUACGAGACGAGCGUGGUGGCUCAGUUUGGCAUCAAGGACGUCUUCGACAACGCCAUCCGUGCCGCCCUCAUCUCCCGCCGUCACCUGCAGUUCUGGAAGUCCCAUCUACGCAACGUGCAGCGGCCCCUCCUCCAAGCCCCCUUCCUGCCCCCCAGGCCCCCUCCGCCCAUCAUCGUGGUGCCGGAUCCCCCGUCCAACAACGAGGAGCACCCGGCCCACCUCUUGGAGGACCCCCUGUGCGCGGACGUCAUCCUGGUGCUGCAAGAGAAGAUCAAAAUCUACGCUCACAAGAUCUACCUCUCCACCUCCUCCUCCAAGUUUUACGACCUGUUCCUCAUGGACCUGAGCGAGGAGGACCAGCAGAGCAGUGCAGGGCAUGGUUUUGGGGUUGCCGUCACCGCAGCGGCCGAGAGGAUGCUGCACCAAGAGGAGAGGCAUCACGGACGGGAUUUCCUCCUCCGAGCUGCGAGCUUUGAUAUCUGUGAAAGCACCGAGGAGGGCGGCUCCGGCCAGCGAAAACCGUGCCUUAGAGCCUCCACCAGUGAUGGGAUCCUACGGGGGAACCGCUACGAGAACGGGGAACGCGGGCUGCGACGGGGACGGGACCUCUCCUCUUGGAGCCGGGCCUUCAUCAGCAUCCAGGAGGAGAUGGCCGAAGACCCGUUGACCUACAAAUCCAAGCUGAUGGUGGUGGUGAAGAUGGAUGCUUCCAUCCAACCGGGCCCUUUCCGGGCCGUGCUGAAGUAUUUGUACACCGGGGAGCUGGAUGAGAAGGAGCGGGACCUCAUGCACAUCGCUCACAUCGCGGAGCUGCUGGAGGUGUUCGACCUCCGCAUGAUGGUGGCCAACAUCCUCAACAACGAGGCGUUCAUGAACCAGGAGAUCACCAAAGCCUUCCACGUCCGGAGGACGAACCGGGUGAAGGAAUGCCUGGCCAAGGGGACUUUCUCGGAUGUCACCUUCGUGCUGGAUGACGGUGCUAUCAGUGCCCACAAGCCCCUGCUCAUCUCCAGCUGCGACUGGAUGGCCGCGAUGUUCGGCGGUCCCUUCGUGGAGAGCUCCACUAAUGAGGUGGCACUUCCUUACACCAGCAAGAGCUGCAUGCGGGCCGUGCUGGAGUAUCUUUACACGGGGCAGUUCAGCUCCAGCCCUGACCUCGAUGACAUGAAGCUCAUCAUCUUGGCCAACCGCCUCUGCCUGCCCCACUUGGUGGCUCUUACCGAGCAGUACACCGUCACCGGGCUGAUGGAAGCUGCGCAGAUGAUGGUGGACAUCGAUGGGGACGUGCUGGUGUUCCUGGAGCUGGCACAGUUCCACUGCGCCUACCAGCUCGCCGACUGGUGCCUCCACCACAUCUGCACCAACUACAACAACGUCUGCCGCAAGUUUCCCCGCGACAUGAAGGCCAUGUCGGGAGAGAACCAGGAGUACUUCGAGAAGCACCGCUGGCCGCCGGUGUGGUACCUGAAGGAGGAGGACCACUACCAGCGGGCCAAGAAGGAGCGGGAGAAGGAAGACUACCUCCACCUCAAACGGCAGCCCAAGAGGCGGUGGCUCUUCUGGAACUCCCCUUCCUCCUCUCCUUCAUCGUCGGCGGCCACAGCCUCCUCCUCUUCCUCCUCCUCCUCCUCCUCGGCUGUGGUUUGAUCCUUGCUGCGGCUCCAGGAGAUGAGGAGGAGGAAGGCCGCCCGGCGCCCGUUGGGUGCCACCAAUGGGUGCCCCCAGGAGAUGGAGGGAGUGCAUCCCCACAGCGAGGGCUCUGCUGUCCACGUGCCAGCGCCGGGACUGGCACAAAGCAGCAGGAGAAGAGGUGACAGGAGCGCGAGGGCUGUCUGGUUUUGUUUUCAUUCAUUCUUUCUUUCCAACAUCAACCGCAUGAGGAAGAAGAAGAGAAGCGUCCUGCUUCCACCUUUCAGUUGUAACCAGGAGCUGCAGGGUAGGGUUGGGUUUUGUGGGAUGCCAUCCUGCUGCCCCUUGGACUUGCAGUAGGGUGAGGAGGGAGCCCGGUCCCCAGAGGACCAAGGAGAGGAUCCUACUUGGCUGCAGGAGCCACGCACCGCAGCUCCAUCCGCUUCCAUGGAGGGCUGUCCCAGUUUGGGCAACUGCUGGGAAAAAGAGCCCCUCUCCUCCACCUCUCCCCGUGGAAAGUUUGGGCCUCAGCAGUGCAAGAGCCCAGGGUGCACACGUUUCACCAAAAAGAAAUUUGAAGCAAAAAAAAAAAAAAAAAAAUUACAUAUAUAUACAUACAUAUAUAAAUAUAUAUAUAUAUGUAUGUAUACAUAUAUAAGACCACCAAAAAAGCCAAAAGAAACCACCAACCCCCACCCCCAACACCCAACCCCACGCUCCCAGCCUGGGAGCCGAGCCUGAAAGGCUCCGUUGUAAUAAAUGCUAUUUGAAAAGCCCAGCGUAGUCCCUGUGUGUUUGGGAGGAGCGGAGAAGCACCGCAAGGAUGCAGCCCUUAACAACCCAGAUCCCGUGGCAGCGAUGCUCCUGGGUGAUGCUCUGUGUCACCGCUCUUUUUGGAUGCUCAGCCGUGGAUGAGGGAGCACAGGAGCAGAUGCAGCGGGUGCAAUGCUUUGCAGCAGGUAGGAUGAGGUUUUGUUCCCUUUGGAAAGCAUCCCCACCGUGCAUGUCCUGCAGGAGCUGCCCCUGCUGGGUUUGCAUGCAGAGCACAGUGCCAGGCUGUUGUCCCCCUCCCUGUGCUGGCAGCUCCUGCUUUGGGUGCUUGCAAUGAGAAAUGCCCUGCAUGUGAUCCAGCAGGAUGGCUGGGGGCAGCUCUGGGGUUUUUGCAAGCACCGCAUGGAUUUGCAUUGCAGCUCCAGCAGCACACAGCCUGUUUGCACCAGGGACCGAGCUUGCAGCCUCCUGCUUCUACAGGCAGCUAAAGAGCAUGGGACCCGUGGCAAAAGCAGCAGCAGUUUGCUGCUGAGGACCUGCAGCAGCAUUGCUGGUGGGGAUGCAGAGCUCUGCAAUGUCCAGGGCAUGCGAAGCUAAAACGUAACGGCAAAGCAAAGGGGAAAAAGGGAUGAGGAAUCAGGAUUGUUGUUUUUAAGUUUAUUCUUCCUUCAUAAAGACAGGUGUAAAAAAAAAUCCUGGAUAAAACUAACUGGCUGGGCCAGAGCUCUGUAUAAAAACACACCGUCACGCAUAGUAAAAAAAAAACCAAAAACAACCAGCUAUUUUUAUAUUAUAAGUU
Messenger RNA from Centrocercus urophasianus (Greater sage-grouse), 3926 nucleotides. It is a transcript of the gene RHOBTB2, whose product is annotated as Rho related BTB domain containing 2. Gene Ontology annotation, biological process: small GTPase-mediated signal transduction. NCBI's taxonomy places the organism in Eukaryota, Metazoa, Chordata, Aves, Galliformes, Phasianidae. The transcript is spliced from 11 exons. Gene Ontology annotation, molecular function: GTP binding; GTPase activity; protein binding. Bases 104 to 2374 code for a protein of 756 amino acids. The record is from RefSeq and is a predicted model, not a curated record.